GAUUUGCAUCCGGCCGUUCGAGGUCUGUGACAGGAUUCCUGAUUGUCCAGAUGGAAGUGACGAGGGCGCUCAUUGCCGUCUAGAAAAUAGUAAUAAAUGCAGCCGACGAAACUGUGAGGUUUCCUGCGCAGAGACAAUCUAUGGCGCCAUGUGCUACUGUCAACAAGGGUACCAGACUACUAAAAAUAGGAGGACAUGUGAAGAUUUGAACGAGUGCCAGGACCACUCUAUUCAUGGCUGUGACCAAACAUGCCUCAACUCUGAGGGGAGCUACAGCUGUUCUUGUUCCAGUGGGUACACACUUCAGAAAGACCUCAAGACAUGUGACCAGGCAGAUGGAAAGCCUGCGAAUCUGCUUGUGGCUAACUCCAGCACUGUCCUGAAGCUAAGCAUGAAAGGAACAGAUCUUGAUGGGAUUGAACCCAUACAUGCACUAGGAGUAAUGGCCUUAGAUUAUGACUACAGGAGAGAAAGGGUCUGCUGGAUUAAUUUUGCUGUUGAUAAAAACGAGUUGAUGUGUGCGAACUCGACCAGUUUUGGCGGACUCCAUAAACUGAGUGUGUUUUUUAGCGUCAGCCAUAUCCAACAGUUUGCCAUGGAUUGGAUAACGGGAAACAUCUACUUUGUUGACGACGUGUCCGAUCAGAUCUUCAUCAGUAACGCCGAGGGGAAUAAGGUCGUUCCGAUCCUGAGUGAUGGACUAGAUCAACCACAGGGUAUUGCCCUGGACCCUACAAAAGGACUCAUUUUCUUCACCGACCGUGGCACUAGUCCAAAAGUGAAACGAGCCAACAUGGACGGCAGUCAAUACGAGGACAUCGUCUCCGUCAAGAUUGCCACACCCCACGGCAUCGCCGUCGAUCUAGUUGCUCAGAGGAUCUACUGGACUGAUUCCAGUCUCCAGCUUGUUGAAAGUGCUGAAUAUGAUGGAAGCGACCGGACUACUGUAGCAAGAGGCGUAGAUGUUCAAUUUGGGUUUGGAAUAUCGGUGUUCAGGAACUAUAUCUACAUCACAAACUGGCUGGAGAAACCAACUAUCACCAAGAUCAAUAAGUUUGACGGAAGUGCAUCUGUGAUCAGACAUAAUAUAAGCUCAGGGGCUGGAGCUGUUAAGGUGUACCAUGAAGCUUUACAGCCAAUGGUUGAGGGUCACCCGUGCGGAGACAACAACGGCGACUGCACUCACAUCUGCCUCAUCUCUGGCAAGGAUGGGAGUGGAAAGCUGUGCCGAUGCCAGCAGGGAUUCCGACUGGAGAAUGGUACAACCUGCGUAGAGAACCGGGACAACUCUCGCUUCUUGAUCUACGGCCAGAGUUUCCCUGGUUCCGUCCACGGGAUACCAAUGACUGACAGGAGUGAUGAAGCCGAGUCCAUCAUUCCCGUCACCAACCUGGAGAGUCCGAGGGCGGUAGACUACUACGCAGCCGAAGAGUACAUCUACUUCGCCGAUUCCAACAACUACAUCAUUGGACGACAGAGGAUCAAUGGUACAGACCGAGAGGAGCUGAUAACCGAGAGGGUAAGCAACUGUGAAGGUAUCGCCGUUGAUUGGAUCAGUAAGAAUCUCUACUGGACCGAUGACGACUUGAAGACAAUCAGCGUGGCGCGUCUUGAUGGCACGCACCGGGCCACCAUCAUCUCGGAUAAUAUCACCCACCUCCGUGCUAUAGUGGUAGACCCCGUUGAUGGGUACAUGUACUUCAGCGACUGGGCCGAAGGCGUCGACAACAGCGACUUAGCGAAGAUUGAGCGUGCUGACAUGGAUGGGUCCAAUCGGCAGACGUUUGUGAGCGGGGACAUGCUGUGGCCCAAUGGCUUGAGCUUAGACAAAGGGGAAGGGAUGCUGUACUGGUGUGACGCCUUCUAUGAUGUCAUCAAGGGAGUUCCCCUGAACGGGACUGGCGAUAGACAGUCGAUAGUCAUCAGCGACAAGAUUCUGCACCCCUUUGGUUUGGAUUACUAUGGCAGGUUUAUCUUCUGGACGGAUUACACCAAAGGGGAGGUAUUGAGGUACGACCGGGACAGCGAGCAACUGGAUCCCGUUGUCCUGCGUAGUGGCGGUGUUCUCUUUGAGUUGAGGGUGUACGACCCUGAUCGACAGACAGGAACCAACGCUUGUUUUGAUAACAACGGAGGUUGCAGUGAGUUAUGCCUACCUACCCCUGGUGGGAGGCGAUGUGAGUGUGCAGACGGCAGGAAACUCGACAACGAUAACUUAAGCUGCAACGAUGAUCCUGCGUACAGCAAGCCUGACAUUUGUGACGGUGAGUUUGAAUGCAAGAAUGGUCGGUGUGUGGACAAGAUCUGGGUGUGCGAUGGGGACAAUGAUUGCGGGGACCUUAGCGACGAAGACCAUGAUUUAUGCGGUGUGGUGACGUGUGACGUCGAUGAGUUUGCCUGCCGUAAUUCAAAAUGCAUUACAGUCCGCUGGUUGUGUGAUGGUGACGAUGAUUGCUCAGACGGUUACCGUAGCGAUGAAGCAGCUGAGCAUUGUAGAGAUGACCAGUGUAAUUCAGCCCAGUUCCAGUGCGCUAAUAGUCGCUGUAUUCUCAAUCUCUGGCAGUGUGAUGGAGAGGAUGACUGCGGGGACAACAGUGAUGAAUUAGACUGCAGUCAACCUACUUGUCGUCCGUUUGAGUUUCAAUGUGACAAUGGCCGAUGUGUCGAGAUGUAUUUUGUUUGUGACCGCGUGGAUGAUUGCCAAGACAACACGGAUGAGCGCAACUGCUCGCACUCAUGUACCAAUGAGACGAGAUUCGAGUGUGAAACCUCUGGAUUCUGCAUCAAUAAACAGCUGAAGUGUAACGGCUUUGAUGAUUGUAUGGACGGAAGUGAUGAAGCCAAUUGCACUAACGUGAAUGCAUUCAAGUGUGGCGAUGGUGAGUUCAGCUGCGGUACCGGUUACUGCUUGCAGAAUUUCUACGUGUGUGAUGGGCUUGAUGACUGUGGCAACAAUAAAGACGAAGAGGACUGUGACCCUGGGUCCAAGUGUAAAAAGGAGAGUCACUUUCAAUGCGCAAAUAGCGCCUCCGAUGAAUGUUUACCAAUCUGGUGGAAAUGCGAUGGCCAGGCAGACUGUCCUGACCAAUCAGACGAGCUCGAUUGCUCUGCUGAAGCGUGCCCCCGGGGCUUCUGGCAGUGUCCGAACCACACCCUCUGCAUCCCCUAUGCUAACCUCUGCGACGGAGCGAGCCAGUGUGUGGACGGAGCCGACGAAGGAGGGCACUGCGAGGAGCGAUGGUGCGACACCAUAGAUUUCCUCCCUGACCGAGCCUGCACUCACACCUGCCAGAACUCCCCGUCCGGACGGCUCUGCACAUGCCCCGAGGGAACCCUACUCCUGCGGAACGACUACACCUGCGACGACGACAGUCGCAUGUGCUCUGUGCGAGGGCGCUGUAGCCAGAACUGCACCAACGGGAAAGGGACGUACAGCUGUCAUUGCUACGAGGGAUACAGCAUGCAGGGUGAUGGGGUGACGUGUAAGUCCAACGACCCGGCAGUGCCUUAUCUGAUCUUCUCCAACCGUAACCAGUUGCGUCGGAUUAAUCUGGAGACUCGAGACUACAACGUACUUGUCUACAACCUCAAGAAUACUAUCGCACUGGACUUCUGCUAUAACACUAGCCAGGUGUUCUGGACGGAUAUAGUGGACGAUAAAAUCUAUUGUGGAUGGAUGGACACAAACUCUCACAACGCUGGGCUGAGGAACAUACAAGAAGUAGUUAGUGCUGGUUUGGCUACGGCUGAGGGUCUGGCUGUGGAUUGGGUAGCCGGUAAUCUAUAUUGGGUAGAGAGCCAGCUGGAUCAGAUCGAGGUGGCUAAACUCAACGGCAGCUUCCGUACCACUGUCGUGGCUGGCCAGAUGGAGAACCCAAGGGCUAUUGCGCUGGAUCCCCGCUAUGGAUUGAUGUUCUGGACGGAUUGGGACGCAGGAAACCCUCGCAUUGAGAGAUCCACUAUGGCGGGUCUUGAUCGUCGAGUCAUCUUCAAAGUACAGGAUGUCCAAGGAGGUUGGCCCAAUGGACUCACCGUGGACUAUCUUGAAGAUCGGGUGUACUGGAUUGAUGCAAGAUCUGACUCCAUCCACUCCAUCCUCUACGACGGCUCCCUCCCGUUCACGAUCCUCCAGGGUCAUGAGUUCCUCUAUCAUCCCUUUGCCGUCACAGUCUUUGAGUCCACAGUGUACUGGACGGACUGGAGGACUAACGCCGUCUACGGUGCCAAUAAAUGGACCGGAGAGAACGUGACCCUCGUACAGAAGACCACUACCCAGCCGUUUGAUCUACACGUGUUCCAUCCACAACGACAACCACAAGUUUCGCCAGAGAAUAAUCCAUGUCUUCUAGACAAUGGUGGCUGUUCCCAUCUUUGUCUUCUGAACGGACACCAGGCGUCCUGUCUCUGCCCCCAUCUUAUGAUGCUCCGUGAUGACAAUAAAUCUUGCGAGGAGGACAAUGUAUUCUUUGUCAUCUCUGUACCGACCGAGAUCCGAGGAGUUCAUCUGAGCGAUGGAUAUCACAAUGUGAUUCCAGCUCUGACGGUCCCCAGCGUCGCCAACGCCUCGUCUGUUGAUCAUGACGUGGCUGAGCAACGCUUGUACUGGACCGACUUGGAGCAUAAAUCUAUCAAUAGGGCUUACAUCAACGGCACAGAGAUUGAAACCGUCAUCGAAGGUAUACCGGAUGCCUACAGUUUAACAAUUGACUGGCUGUCUCGGAAUAUGUACUGGACCAGCAUCUCAGCAGAGAAGAGUAGUUUAAAUAUCGCUAGGCUGGAUGGGAGUUAUCGCAAUGAGAUUCACGUCCGAAACCUCACAAGUCCACGAAGUGUCGUUGUGCGUCCUGUCAACGGGACCAUGUAUUGGAUCAAUGCAGGGGAGAUACCUACAAUAGAACGAGCCAAUAUGGAUGGAACAAACCAAGUGUCUGUCAUUGCUACUGGUUUGAAGGACCCUGUCGGUCUUGCUGUUGAUGAUGUCGGAGGUCGGAUCUAUUGGACAGAUGCAGGAGAUCAGAAUAUACAGUCGAGUGACUUGAGUGGCGCCAAUAUACAGAUAUUCUUAGCUCUGGAUGAAGAUGCUGAACCAUCAGCUAUUACUGUCACUGAAUCGUGGGUUUUCUGGGCAGAGACAACCACAGUCAAGUAUGUCAAUAAGACCAACACAAGCACUAACAAUAUUCAGGUGCUUAGAAAAGACGUUCCAGGAUUCAAGGAGAUGUUCCUCUAUGAUCCAAACUCCAAGAAAGCUACCAGUAACAGAUGCUCACAGGAUCAAGGAGGUUGCAGUCAACUUUGUAUACCGCUACCUAAUGUACAACGUGUUUGCGCAUGUACAGCCGGCUACACUCUGCAGGACGAUAACAUCAGCUGCAAAGGCGUUGAAUCCUUCUUGAUUUUCUCCAUGGAUACCAGCAUCCGUGGCACUAGCCUUGACCAGUCAGGCGAGGGCGAUCUACUCAUUCCGAUCACCGGUCUCCUCCUCUCUGUAGCCAUUGACUUUGAUGCAGCUAAUAACUUCAUCUACUGGGUCGAUACCUCGUCUCAUGAGAUCAGUCGUAUCCAUCGAGAUCACACAUCCAGAGAGGUUCUAGUCAGCGGAGGGUUAGGCAGGGUGGAAGGUCUUGCCAUCGACUGGAUCGCAGGAAAUAUGUACUGGACUGACCAGCAGUUGGACGUGAUCGAGGUAGCCAGAGUCAAUGGAACAUACCGUCACACACUCAUCUCGGAGAACCUAGAUAAACCGAGGUCCAUUGUCGUACAUCCUGUCAUGGGAUACUUGUUUUGGGGGGACUGGGGGACGGAGCCCAAAAUUGAGCGCUCCCGUCUAGAUGGCUCCAAUCGCACCACUAUCAUAGAUCUGGACAUCGCCUGGCCGAAUGGGCUGACCAUUGACUAUGAAGAGUCAAGACUGUACUGGUGUGAGGCCAAGCACGAUGUCAUCUACUCUGCGGACUUUGACGGGAAUAAUAUAGUGAAGGUGGUGGACAAGGUCGGCAUACAGGAUCCGUUUUCCAUCACGGUGUUUAAUGAGCACAUCUACUGGACAGACAGGACUCAUCUCGGAGGUUCCAUACAUCGUGCCUUAAAGACUAAUGGUUCAGAGAGGUUUACUCUGCAUGAAAAUUUAGGUCUGCUUAUAAAAGAUGUACACGUCUAUAGCAAGCAGAAACAAACAGGUACCAGUGCCUGUGCCGGGGAUGGCAAUAAAUGCGACCAGCUUUGUUUUAGUGUUGAGAACAAUCAGAGUACGUGUAGCUGUACCUAUGGACUUCUUGCUUCUGACGGCCACUCAUGCGAGGAGUUCGACGCUUACAUACUUUUCUCUCAGGGGAGUGUUCUAAAAAGUCUGAACAUCGACGUUGAAUUAGAAAGCAGUGUUCAGCCGAACAAACCACUCGCGAACCAGGAAUUCAUUCGAAAUGUCAUCGGCUUGGCCGUGGACUACAAGACAAAAAUGCUGUACUAUACGGAUAUACAGCAGGGGAGCAUUCACUCAAUGCAGUUGGAUGGAUUCAACCAUAAGACCAUCAUUGAGAACACUGGUUCUGCUGAGGGCAUAGCGUAUGACCCAGUCUUCCAAGAGAUCUACUGGACGAGUUACACCAACUCCUCUAUCAGUCGCAUCAGCCUGACUAACAAGGACGCUGCUGAGCAGGUGCUGGUGAGGCUGUCUGGAGACGACCAUCCUAGGGGAAUAGCUAUCGACACAUGUACGGGGUUUUUAUUUUGGUCCAACUGGAACUCGGAGCACCCUCGCAUCUCAAGGUCCCUCCUCGGCGGGACUGAGGUGGUCGACAUCAUCACGGAGGAGAUUCAGAUGCCAAACGGGAUCGUCAUAGAUCACGCUGCCGCUAAACUCUUCUGGUGUGACGCCUGGUUGGAUAAGAUUGAACGAACUGACUUUGAAGGGAAUAAUAGAUUUGUGAUACUCCCUCUGGAGCCGGUACAUCCCUUUGGCCUGGCAGUCUUGGGAGAACACAUCUACUGGACCGACUGGGUCAAGCGCUCGGUCAUCCGUGCCGACAAGUACACCGGCGGCGAUGUGACGGUCAUGGUCAGCAAGCUCCGUCAGCAACCCAUGGGACUGGUCAUGGUCUCGGAGGACGUCAGUGAAUGUACAGAAUGGCGUUGCCACACCUACAAUGGUGGCUGUGAUGGCACAUGCGACACAGAUGAAAAAGGACACAUUGUGUGCUCUUGUGACGAGGGUCUUCAUCUUUUUGAAAAAUUCAGGUGUCUGGAAGCGGAAACUAACAACUGCUCCCGGUCUGAUGAGUUUGUAUGCGGGAAUGGUGAAUGUAUACCCUAUGAAGACACCUGUGAUGGGUUGCAACAGUGCGAGGACGGCUCCGAUGAAAGGGAGUCAUAUUGCCUUAUCCGUGACUGUCGCCGUGGUUACUUCCGCUGCCACAAUGGACGCUGCGUGCCCAAUGUCCAUCGAUGUGACUUCUAUAAUAACUGUGGUGACAACAGCGAUGAAAACAGAUGCGGUCGAUGCUACGGGAAUGAGUUUAUGUGCGGCAGUGGAGAGUGCGUCGAUGGGAAGGCCAAAUGUGACACUAAACUGGACUGCAAAGACUACUCUGAUGAAACGGACUGCCCGGAUAUAACGUGUGCGGAAUGGCAGGUGAGCCUGAAGUGGGUGUCUACCCCGCUGAUUGGCUGCAACUCAACCUCCAUCUGCAUCCAACCUCAGUUGGUAUGCGAUGGAAUCAACGAUUGUGGAGACAACACAGACGAGGAAGGGUGCAGCACUGAACGUCCAGGGGAUACAGGUUGCCUGACCAACUUCCACCAGUGCCCCAAUGGUCAUUGCAUUCGCCAGGCGUGGGUCUGCGAUCGCGACGACGACUGUGGAGACGGUUCCGAUGAAACAGAUUGCACGUACACAUGUGACGGUGAUCAAUUCAAGUGUGACAAUAAUAUGUGCAUUCCGAAAAAAUGGACCUGUGAUGGCGACAAUGACUGCUCCGAUAACUCAGAUGAGACAAACUGUGACGACACAACCUGCAGCAGUGACCAGUUCCGAUGUGUUGCCAACAAACGUUGUAUUCCGAGGCUGUGGGUGUGUGAUGGAGAUAAUGACUGCGGAGAUGCUGCCGAUGAACGCUUGGACCAAGGAUGUAAUGUGACGCGUUGCGAUGACAACGAGUUCGCAUGCCUUAAUGGUCACUGCCUCCAGCUUGCUUGGGUGUGCGAUCGGGACGACGAUUGUGGGGACGGGUCCGACGAAACAGAUUCAUGUGAGUACUCGACAUGUCCUCCUGACCAGUACAGCUGUGAUAAUGGUCAGUGUAUUCAUCGGUACUGGCUCUGUGACGGCGACGCAGACUGCAGAGACAACUCUGAUGAAGCUAACUGCUCCUCUGUUGCCCCUCCCAUUGGAGACUGUGAUCCAGACGCCCCAGGGACGCAGUUCCGCUGUGAAAACAACGACUGCAUCUCAAGUAACUUGGUUUGCGAUAACAACGCCGACUGCGUGGAUGAGUCAGAUGAGAGAAAUUGCAAUGUGAAUGAAUGUGAGAUAACCCAUCCAUGCCACCACAUGUGUGAAGAUUUGCCAACCAGCUUCUUAUGUUCGUGUUAUGAUGGCUACAGACUGCAAAAUGAUAGCACUACGUGUGAAGAUAUAAAUGAGUGUGUGGAAACGCUGCCAUGUUCACAGGGUUGUCUGAACUCCCCUGGGACUUUCCGUUGUUUCUGCGUCGAUGGUUACGAAACGCUUCCAACUAAUCCACACAAAUGCGUCCUCUCUGCGACCUAUGAAAAGCCCCAAAUUCUCUUUGCCAAUCGCUACUACAUCCGCUCCGUGGAUUUAUAUGGCAAUAACUAUAACCUCGUACAAGCUCAACUGACUAACGCUGUAGCGCUAGAUUUUGACGUCCAGGACCGAAAAGUGUACUGGUCUGAUGUGACACAACAAGACAGUACCAUCAGCCGUAUGGACAUCAAUGGGAGCAAUACUGAGGUGCUGCACUUGGGUGUUCUCAAUCCAGACGGUUUGGCGGUGGAUUGGGUCGGCAGGAAUCUGUACUGGUGUGAUAAAGGUUUAGAUCAGAUCGGAGUGUCGACUCUCGAUGGCCACUUCAGGAGGGCUCUUAUCAAGGAAGGGUUGGACGAGCCAAGAGCUAUUGCGCUGGAUCCACGUAACGGGUUGGUCUACUGGACGGAUUGGGGUGAGAAGCCUUACAUCGGGCGAGCAAGUAUGGACGGAGCUAGAGCUCAACGCCUCGUCGAGGACCACUUGAAAUGGCCGAAUGGUCUGACCAUUGACUACACAACGGACCGUGUGUUCUGGGCUGAUGCUCACAUGGACAGGGUUGAGUUUGUGGAAUGGGACGGAACAAACAGACAAGUGGUUAUCAGCCAAGGCAUCCCUCACAUCUUUGCCAUCUCAUUGUUUGAGGACUGGCUCCUGUGGACGGACUGGGAGAAUAAGACCGUAGUCAGAGCUGAUAAGUACACCGGGAAGAAUCGAACCACCCUGGUGACUACCGUGCAUCGACCAAUGGACAUCCACGUUUACCAUCCACUCCGGCAGCCACCAGCCAUGUUCAACCCAUGCAAGUACAAGAACGGCGGCUGCAGCAACCUCUGUCUUCUCAACGAUCGCAGCGGUCGCACCUGCGCCUGCCCGACCAACUUCAACCUGUCCCCCGAUGAGAUGACGUGUGUCUCUAACUGCACCUCUAGUCAGUUCAUCUGUAACAAUGACAAAUGCAUCCCGUUCUGGUGGCGAUGUGAUGGACAAGACGAUUGCGGGGAUAACUCUGACGAACCGGAAGACUGCCGUCCGUUCUACUGUGUGGUUGGCCAAUUCCAAUGUGCCAAUUCCACUGAAGAGAAUAAAGAUUGUAUCAACCCGUCCUAUGUGUGCGACGGGGAGAACGACUGCAAGGAUGCGUCUGAUGAACUCAGUUGUGAGCGCCACACAUGUAUGCCGAGCCAGUGGAAAUGUCACAACAGUAGUCGCUGUAUUCCUCUGUCAUUCCGCUGUGAUAGCUUCGAGCAUUGUCCCAACGGUGAAGACGAACAAGAUUGCCCCACACCUACUUGCCGUGAGGGGCAAUUCUCUUGUCUUAACGUCCACUGCAUCCCUGAAGUCUGGAAGUGUGACGGUGAUGAUGAUUGUGGAGACGGGAGCGAUGAGCCAGAUACUUGCGAAGCGAGGACGUGCCCAGAGAAUCACUUCACGUGUAAUAAUUCCCACUGCAUUCCUGAUCGAUGGCUCUGUGACUUAGAAAAUGACUGCGGUGACGAUUCAGAUGAAAUUGACUGCGGUAAACUGACGUGUGCUGCCGAUCAAUUCCAUUGUCUGAAUUAUCGUUGUGUCCCUCUGAAUUGGCGAUGCGAUGCCGAUGAUGACUGCCAAGAUGGGUCGGACGAAGAUGACUGUGACUUCACUUGCACCACCAACCAGUUCACCUGCGACAACAACGAGUGUAUCCCUCAAGAAUGGAAGUGCAACGGUGAACUGAACUGUGCUGAUGGUUCUGAUGAAAACCAGGCGGUUUGCGAUUCUAUCCAGUGCACACCGGAUGAGUUUAAGUGUGAAAAUAACCAGUGCAUCUGGAAUCGUUGGCACUGCGACGGUGAUAGAGACUGCAACGACGGGUCAGAUGAGAACGGCUGUAUGGAAAGGACAUGCAUGGAGUCUGAGUUCCCGUGUAACAAUACGCAGUGCGUCCCUCGACAGUGGCGCUGUGACGGAGAAGACGACUGCGGUGAUAACUCUGAUGAAGAUCCUGGUCUUUGUGCCAAGCUGUCCUGUUCUCCAAAUAGAUUUCAGUGUAGUAAUCAUAUCUGUAUUUAUCCUUCAUUGGUGUGUGAUGGACAUGAUAACUGUGGGGAUAACAGCGAUGAGGAUUGUGCUCCUGUUCUGUGCAAUGCUGACGAGUUCAAGUGCGGAAACAGGCAUUGUAUUUCACUAGCCAAGGUCUGUGACCGAUUUGACGAUUGUGGGGACCGUUCCGACGAGGCUGACUGCAUCCCACGCACCAAUUGCACUGGUGAUGCCGCCAACUGCACCCCUCCUUGUGAUGAAGGCUACGCUCUCCAGAACGAUGGUGUCACAUGCUACGAUAUUGAUGAGUGUGAGGAGCCUGGGAAAUGCUCUCAACUCUGCGAGAACUUGAAGGGAACUUAUUCUUGCGGAUGUUUUGAAGGAUAUAUACAGGAUAGAUCCGGUCUGCAUAGCUUUACAUGCAAGGCAGAGGGACCUCCUGACUUCCUCUUGAUACCGGACAACGGUCAGCUCCAACGCCUCGAUCCCAACCUGAAUAGCUACACCGUGGAGUAUAGGAGCGCGGAUGGAGCCCAGGUCGAUGCCUUGGACUUCAUCUACUCCACACAGACCGUCUUCAUGGUAGACUCUGCGAGCGGUAACAUCAGCAGGGCAACGGUUGCGGUGGAUCGAAGCGGAGGCCGCCAGCGUAGACAAGCUGUCCAACAGACGAUUGUCAGUGGCUUAACGAAUCCACGAGGUAUCGCUGUCGACUGGGUCACCUCCAAGAUCUACUGGGUAGACGCAACGAGGAACACCAUCAAUGUAGCCCAGGAGAAUGGCAGGAACCAGUUAACGCUGGUAGGCACUCAGCUUCGUCAGCCACAUGCAAUCGUGGCCCACCCCAGUAACAGUUGGAUUUUUUGGACCGAGAUCGGUCGGCGCCCUCUAAUCUCUCGUAUUGACAUGGACGGAGUAAAUCGAAUGGUCAUCGUGAGCAACGAUCUGCAGUACCCAACUGGUCUGGCGAUAGAUUACGUCCACGAUAAGCUGUACUGGGCUGACUCCAAGGCUGCCAGGAUAGAGAUGGCGGAUCUUAACGGAGACAAUCAAAAGGUUGUCAUUCGCUUCCAAACAGAUUCAGAACGACCCUUUGCCAUCGACGUCUUUGAGGAUUGGAUUUACGGCACCACAGAGCCGUCCAAGAAGAUCUUUAAGGUCAACAAGUUUGGACGGACUGACGAAGAAGAAGAGUCGGUGAGGUACCUAGUCGAAGGGCUGUCGUCAUCCUCCGAUAUCGUUCUUGUACAAAAGCAGAAACAAGCAAAGGACAUCUUAGACCCAUGUCAGUCCGAUCCAUGCGAAAUCAAUCAGUUGUGUCUGAAGUCUUCAUCGGGCUACUCCUGUAACUGUACCGAGGGGUACAUGAUGACCAAUGCAGAGUGUGUAACAAUACCUAGCACACCAUCACCCUGCGUUGAUAUCCUCUGCCAGAAUGGUGGCACUUGUACAGUACUCGACGAUGGAAGUACAAAAUGCAGAUGCCAAUCACAGUUCAACGGUGACUCCUGUGAGGUCGAUCGUUGCGAGCGUUACUGUCUGAACGAGGGAACAUGUGUGGUCAACGAUUACAACUCCAGGCUGACUUGUACCUGUACCAUAAGAUACAAAGGGGAACGAUGUUCCACGGAUCGUUGUGACGCUUACUGCAACAGUAGAGGAAACUGCGAGGAAAGGGACGGCGUACUGGUUUGCCUGUGCAGUCGUCGUUACACUGGGGACAAGUGCGAGACAGACUUGUGCGAAGGCUACUGUCUGAAUGGUGGGACCUGCAGGGUACCAUCACUGGUUGGUAACGCCACUGCUGCACCAUCAUGUACUUGCCCAUACCUGCAUACCGGGGACCGGUGUGAAGUAGCCCCACAACGACCCUGUGAGAAGCUGCUGUGUGCAAAUCAAGGAAUUUGCCACAACAUAUCAUUGUAUUCGGCUGUUUGUAAUUGCACCUCGCCACGGUAUACGGGACCUCAGUGCAUGGUGGAUGGCUGCGAUAGAUGUUUCGCCCAAGGCAAGGAUUGUCAUGUAGCAAUCAAUGGAACUGAAUGUGUAGCUUCAGGAUUGAAUCCGCAUUCUGUUCAUACAACAGCAUUACCGGGUGUCGUCAACCAAAACACGGCAAACAAGUCCAAAGUUUCUUUAGCGGUGGCGUUACCAGUCAUUCUUGUAAUUCUGGUAGUUCUCAUCAUUGUCUUAUUAGUGCGGUACAAGAGAAAGUAUACCGGUAGUUUUAAACAUCAUCGGAUGAAGCAGGAUCCAGACAAUGUAGAGAUUGGUAAUCCGACGUUCAUGUACGAGCCUCAGCUUAACGAGGAUGACGGACCACAGCUUGUAGACACGGCGUUUACCGUCAAAGGAAUCAAGACGACCAAUUUCUCCAAUCCAAUGUACGAGUCAUUAUACGCUGAUCGACAGAGUACCGGCUCGGAGAUAAGUUUAGAAGAGAAAAAGGACUUACUCGACGACACAGAAACAAUGGAAGAUGAUACGAGAUCAUUAGGUCUCGGAGAAGAUGACGAGAAAGCCGCGAUAUUAAGAUGAAAGUGAGAGUAAAUAAUCAACGAAAGGAAAAAUGUCCCGUCUGUAAGGAAAUAGUCAAGGGACUUUUGAAAAGUGUAACUGAUCGCUGAAAUUAAUUUCCAAUGUAUGACCUACUUGGUCGUGACCACCAUGUAAAUAUAAACAAAGGCAUUAUUUGAAAACAAAGUUGUGUCCUUUUUUUGGUAAAGUUACAGUACUUGUAAUAUUAAUUUUUUUGUUUUUUUUAGUGUAAUGCGGAGUCGAAGAAGCUGCAGUCUGCUGCCAAUAUCUAAGGACCUAAUUUCAUAAAAAUUCUUAGCAGGGAAAAGACCUUGCUGAGCGGAACGGGUUACCAGUUACUUGCUUACUUGUGCCUGGCUCAGCGACUUAAGCAAAUAAAUACAGCUUAAUACACAAUAUUUUUUAUUGACAUUGUUGAAACUUGGGUCUUGCUAUGAAGAUGUUUCCCCCAUGCCUUUUUUUCACUUCAAGGAAGAAUCUUUUGGGGUUGAAGGGUCAAAAUGUCAGGCCAUUUAGUAAUUUUGUCUUUAAUUCAUAGGUCCUUUUGGUUAGAAAGCAGUUUGCAACAGCUAUAUCUAUUUUUUCCCCAUUUUUUUCUUCUUCCAGUCCAUUUAAAACUACAUGCAAGCACAACCGAUAGUACCUGAUACGUCAUCAUUACGGGCAACUUGGGUUUUGGCUUUGACUUGCGUCAAGCAUUAUAGUUUUUUCUACCCAACUGAGGAGUUUUACAAAACUACAGCAUACUUCAUGCUGCAUUUACGCAGAAUUCAGUAACAAAAUUACUAUAAUUUCUGGUAAAGAUGGCUGUCUACACACUCUAUGGUGUCGGGAGGAAACUAUUUAUCUAAGCUUGCAAAAAAAAUAUAUUAUAAGACUACCUUGAUCUGUGUUUAUUUUUCCAACUUGUGCUUGAUGUACUAACCUUUUAAUCACCUUUUUUUUCUCUUUGUAAAUAUAUACCGCCAUCACAAAUGUGGGACCCUUUUUGUUUUCUUGGCCUACCAAUUUGGAAGUAAUCACAUAAGAAAGAAGAUUAUUUUGGUAGUGUUGUUUGUGGUUAUGUCUGUAUGAUUAGCAUGUGUCUAGGUCCCAGUCUCAUUGUGCGUGCUUACCACAGAAUUAUGCGUUUACUGCGCGCUACAAAGUGUGGCAGGGCGAAGCGCAGAAUUCCACAGUAAGCAGGCUCAUGAAGUUGGACCAUGGUUUUGUAUCUUCAUGGAAACACAACAAACAUUGACUGAUGGGUGCUAAAACCAUGGACAGGGUUUUCUUCCAGCUAAUUUGAGAACAAAACAAAAGUCAUUUUUUAUGCUUAUCAUAACUUAUAUUUGUACUUUUAUAACCGUUUUAGUAAGAACUUUUAAAAAGGGGGCUGUUGCCUUUUUUUGUUUUUGUGCUCAUGUAUGCUAAGUAAUGCAAAUUUAGUGGAUAUUUUCAUCUUAUCUGGUCCGGUUGGAGUGUCUUGUUUGAAACGGUGAAGGAGUAAUAAGUAGCGUUAUAAUGUGAUUCAAUUAUUCAAAAUAAGCAAGCAAUUUAGACAAGUUUAGCGCCUUUGGUUGUAAGUGAAUGGAUUUCUGGCCUAAUAUGCGUUAACGUCUUCAUUAAUUUUAUCAGGAUUAUGCGUAGAAAGCCACCCAAACUUUCGUUAACUUGAUUGGACGUUAGACGUAUUUUCCUAAAAACUUCUACUAUGUCUUUUUUUAAAACAAAUUGUGUACUAAAUUAAUAUUGGCUACUGAGAAAAGUUACUUACGAUUCGAUGAACAAAUUCUUCUCCAAUGUGCAAGAAUUUAUAGCCUAAAGAAAUUCUACAAAUUUUAUUUGUUAAAAACAUGUCCAGUUUUCUAAUUUUGAGUACUUGACCACUGCAGAAGAAUGUGAAAAGUACUUUUGAAAAAUACUUGAUUUGUACAAAUUAAUACUUAAAAAUGUAAUAAAUUUACUUAAAAGUAAAUAAUGACUUGUAAAUUGUUUUAUUCAAUGUUGGUUGGUGCAUGACUAAAAAGUGUACCAGAAAGUUACUUUAAACAAUUGAUUAAUUAGGAUGGGCUGUCUUUAUUGGAAUUCGGUUUCAUAUUUUGUUUUUUCUGGUUGAUGCAGGGAUAAUAAGUCUGCAAUCUUGUUUCAGUUUUAUUAGCAGAUCAAAAUAGGAGGGCAAGCUUGAUAUGCUGUUUGGACUUUUCUUGAUUGAUUGUUAGCAGAUGAAGACAACAUAAUGAGGGUUACAGAGGUAGAUGUUAUUAUUUAAGUUUUUUUCUUUUCUUGUUUUAAUGAAAGUUUUUGUUGAAAACAUUUAUAACUUUGACCAUAACUUGGAAUUGGAUUUUUGUUUAAUUGUUGACAAUUUAUUUCUUUAUUGAGAUUAUUGUUGUUACUUUUUUUCCUGUUC
This is a messenger RNA of Asterias rubens (European starfish), 15716 nucleotides long. RefSeq names its product low-density lipoprotein receptor-related protein 1-like. The record is from RefSeq and is a predicted model, not a curated record. The transcript is spliced from 86 exons. Bases 149 to 13324 code for a protein of 4391 amino acids. Gene Ontology annotation, molecular function: protein binding; calcium ion binding. Lineage: Eukaryota; Metazoa; Echinodermata; Asteroidea; Forcipulatida; Asteriidae.